UUGACUGCGCGAUCUACCCGUGCAGCGCCAUUAUCCGAGUCAGCAGGUCGUUUUGACGUUUUCUCCCAUACCAACGAAGCAAGUCGAGCUGCGAUCGCACAGCCGCGUAUAGCUGCACUACGACAGCAGUCAAGCUCGCCCGGAGCUUCGGUGCAGACCUCUCCACUCUCCGUCUGUGUUCGCUCGCGUGUGAAUUCUAGUUUUGUUCUUAAUUGCUGCGAACCAGCUUCUUUAGAAAUUUGUGCAUGUGUGUGUGUGUGUGUGUGUGGCGUGUUGCUGUGUUGCAGUGUUAUAUAGCAGCAGCAGUGGUCACUGGUCAGUGGGCUCGUUUUCAAAUACUUUAAUUUGCAAGUGGCCAACGUGCUCGUUAUAGUUGGCGUACGCAGGCCUUUCGUGUCGUUGCUGGCUCGUAUAUAGCUACUCCCUGUGUGUGUGCUGUGUGCAUGGCAGCCAGCGUCGAUUCGCCGUUAACAGCAGCAGCAGCAGCGCCCGUACUGCAUCCGACUCGGAUUGUUCGUUGAUCGAGGAUCGACGAGCAGUGGAAUAAAAAAAAAAAAAAAAAAGAAUAAUAAUAACAAAGUGCUCCGCUGCGCCAGUAAGCAAGAACUCCAACGAUAUAAUAGCGAGCAGCGAGCAGUGGCUCGUUUGACAGGACGUCCCGUUGUACGGCCUCCUUUGUUGUUGGCGCGGCCGCGGACUGCUCUCCUGGAUCUGGAUCUAGUCGGGCAGAGCCGAGGCAAAUUAGCAUCGUCGAAUUGGGCGACGCCUCCGCGAUCCGUAGGCGAGUAAAAGCGGCGAUUCAUCGGGAGCGCCGAUAGAGCAUCGGCACUGGCUGCAGGUCCAUUAGUAUGAGUUGGCUCGCGAGUCGCCAUGUCCAAGCUAAUAAUCGUCGUCCGACCGCACGACUCGCGCUGACAGCGAUCGCCAGCCGAGUUAGCAGCUCGGCCUCGUGACAGGAGGCUGUCAUCGAGCGUCAUCCGCCAGUUUCACAGACUGCCCUCGCCCAUCUACAUAUGUACGAGUAAUAAUAAUAAUAAUAACAAGUCGCAGAGUGCAGUGCCACUGUAGAGCGAGGCCCGCGCUGCUGCGUGCAGCCAGUCCAGCGAACGAGCGCAAUUAUUAGCCUUCGAAGCCACGAUCGACAAAAGAGUGCGAUGCCUGCGUUGCUCGCUCUUCGUGCUGCUCUUUGCUAGCUACCGCGAGUGCGUGCCUGUGCUCUUGUCUGUGCUCUUGUCCGUGCUCUUGUCCGUGCUCUUGUGUGUGCGUGUAUGUGUGCCCGAGUGAGCGGCUUGCCGCUUGCCAGUGUCUAGCCGUCCAAGUGUGUGCGUGCUCGUGGGCUGCGCGACUGCCUCUCUGUGUCGUCUAGCAGUGAAACACGGCCUGCGACUAUUUACAGUGUUUGGCGUUCGCUUGUUUAGUGAACGAGUGUUGGUGCUACUCGUACAUGCGUGUCUCUUGGUGCGUCGGCAGAGCUCGGGCCCAAUGACAUACCGACUACGUCGUCGAUGACUACGACGAGCCUAGCCAGAUAGGACGAAUUACGAGCUCGGGCCUGCAGGGGGAUCGAGUGAAUCGAGUCGAGAGUCGCCAGAGGCAUAUAGGUAAUAAGUAAUCGACUGCUAGCAUUGCUGCGGCGAUGUGGUCGGCCAGAUGGCGCCAGCAGCGCAGCCACUCCGCUGAUUUUGAUCGGAGCUGCUUCCAGCGCGAGCAGCUGCUAGCGCGCCCCGACUCCGGGGCCGCCCUCGAGCUCGUCGACGUCGACCGGUCUCCGACCUCGUGGCCGCUCACGGCUGCCCAACGGCCAGCCUCAUGCCACAGCCGGAACGCCAACUGCAACUAGUGCUGCAACGUCAUGAGCCGAGAUCUCUACGUGCCCUGCCAGACGCCCUUUGACUACCCGUGUGGCAGCGGUUCAUCGGUCACAGGUGAAGGCGUCAUUGUAAGCGGCGUAAAUGUCAAUGGAGGGAUCGGCGUAGGAAGUGGCAUGGACUGUAUGCCACUGCGUCCUGGUCCGUUUCACUAUUUAAUAAACGAGCAGGCGAAAUCUUUAGUGGCCCUGCAGGAGCUUCAAAAUGAAGUUGGAGCUUUACUCGAGUUUCGGGAUCUCGUCAUCGAGACGUUCCCGAACCUCAGGCAUAAAAUGGCCGUAUCUGCGGCGUCGUCGGCGGUGGUUGCGACAAGUGCUGGUUCAGGGGCCAGUGGGAACAGCCCGGCCGGUGGUCCAGUUCACACCUCGAGCAACGACAAUGCUUCCGUCCUCAUGUCACCCAGCAAUCAGCAGGGCUCGCACAUACCUCUUCCAUUAUCCAGUCAGAGUUUAACGUCGCGGCGAAUCGUCGAAUGGGAACCGGGCAAGGUGCGCCGAAGAGUCGCGCAAUCCAGGGAGACAGACUCGACGUCGUCGUUGCCGCGAAGUCGCAGUAAUUCGCAUAGCGGAGGCUGCAGCAGUAACAACAAACAGCACAGUGCCACCGUCCAGGACUCGGGUUUUAGUACGGAAACGUCAUCGAAAGAUAGCGCCUCGACUGCUACCGCUAGACCACAAAGUCCCAACUGUAGACCCGUCCUCGAUGAAGCUGAAGACGAGCUCUGGAAUCUGCUCGAUGUUAUUCACAGAAAAGGGGUCAGGCUUAGAGAAGAGGUCGAGAGUUUGCAAGGUCGUUUAGAAAGUGUCGCCCCGGAAGACUUGGAUGACGUGCCGAGCGACAUCCUCGAUGCCGUGCGAAAUGUCACGGAUCACACAACGAGACAACGUAAAAGGCUGGACCAUUCGGAUCUCGACGAGAAUUUCCUCGAUGACGACAACGACGACAACAGUGACGAGUUGGCCUUGCUGCGUCGCGAAAAGCUUCAAUUACUUGACAAAGUAGCUGAACUCGAAGCCGAGACUAUAGCUGGUCGGGUUCGAACUCAAGAACUCCAGUCCCAACUAGCAGCUCUGGCGCUUCUCAAGACUGGUUUGGAGGAUAGGUUAAAAAUUGGAUUGUCAGCCGCAGGCGACAUCAGUAGCGAGAUCUUAACGCCGGCGCCUAACAGAAUAACACCCAUCGAUGCGGUCUCCACAAAUGGCAUGCCUUCACCUAGAGGCAGCAACGGAGCACUCAAUAUCGGUGGCAAAGGUUCGGCUUUUGCAAGCGUCGUUACCUCUACUGGUUCAGAGUCCAAGUUGUCUGCGAAAAGUCGUUUUCGUACGCGAACAAUCAAAAAGAAUGUAUUGCAGCGCGCGGCUAACCAGAUGUCAACGACCAAUCGUUCUUACGAAGAUAUUUACUCGGCGGUCGCUUCUCAAGAUUCGCCCGCAGAGCGACGAGCUCAUCUGGGUGCGCUGGAUUCGGUGCUGGUAUCGCCGACUCGAAUGCCGCUAAGACGAUUGCCUCGGGCUGACGUGGAUACUUUGAAAAUUGCUGCCAUACUGAAAGAAAAAGAGCCACUAGAGCUGCAGAGACACCUCAUAACUACGACUGUUCACAAUCAAGUUUUACAAAAGCAACUGAAUGAAGUGCAGAAAAGUAGUGAAUGCCUUUCCGAACGAUUAGGAAAGGCCAAUGAAGAAAAUGAGGAUCUGCGGUUUCAGCUGGCCGAGAGAAACAUCGAGCUCGAGGGUACUCGAGCCAGAGUGCGGGUGCUGGAGCGUUUGCAGCAACGACCAGCAACUGAAACGGACGCAGAUAGUGAGUCUGAGUUGGCGUUGCAUCAGCUAUCGAAUGGCACGUUGGACACGACGAAUAGCAACAGCAGUGCUGAAUCGUCGCGCGAGCCGCUGGUCAACUUGCAGAACGGUGCAGCGUUGAAGCCUUCGCCUCGCCGGCGACCUAGUCGAAUUCCUUUGCCAGGUGCUUCGAAGGCAGCGGCACCAAAGCCUCCGAUCAUUCAAAGAUCGCGCUGCACUUAUGACUCAGCGAGUCAGAAUUAUUCGCGAGAUUCGCUCGGCAAACAGCAGCAAACGAGUAACGGCUCCCCUUCGGGCUCGGCUAACUCCAAUCGAUUGAAGAGCCAUCGAGAUUCUAGUCGCGAGUCUCUUAAUAAAAGCAUUAGCCUUAACAAAAGUCAGACGAACAGAUCCUUGUCGCGUAGCAUCGGCAGCAGCAAUAAUAACAACAGUGGCAACGACAGCAAUAACAAAAACUCCUUGGGCAAAGCAACCAACUCGAAUUCAUUGUCGAAACCAAAGGAUUCGUUAGAAUCAAAUAGUGGAGGCGCACAAGCACCACCGAGCACCCCGCCGAGAAGGCCAUCCGCACCGACGCGUAGAUCGCAGAGCCAAGCACCAAUUUCGUCCAGGUCCGUCGUCAAUGCUGCUGCCAGUGCCGAUCAAGACUAUGGCGGCAAGGUACGCACCGUUAAGCAAUUCUUUUGGAAAACCUGGCUCAAAUGAAACUGCGAUCGAGAGAGAUGAUUAAGAAAAUGAUAUGGAAAAUAAUGCGAUUAUGCAAAAAGUUUAUUAAGGAUGGAUUGCGAUUAUUAUUUACGUUUAAUGAAUAGGAGAUGGGUUUCUUGCACGAUCAAUAGCGUUGGUUGUUUUUCGUGUGCUGGAUGAACAACAAGUCUCUCUCCCUCGUUGAGAUCUGGCCAACAAUUGAAAAGGAAACACACUAUCAAAAAUACGCGUCUCUAUGUUUUUUUUAUUAUAAUUAUCAUUAUUAUUAUUAUUAUCGUUUUCAUUGACUGAACAAUAUUACAAAACAAAUUUAGAUGGAAUUUCACAGUCACAGUUAAACAUUUAAACUCGAGUAUUAUUGUAAAUAAUGAGUUUCGCGUAAUUAAAAUGGUUACUUAUUAUUAUUUUAAAAACACGAAGAUAUUAUCUGUAGCUAUAAUGUUCAACUUUUUUUGUUAUUCGAUUUCAUGAUUCAUGAAAAACCAACGUUACACUUUUUUUUCAUUAUUCAGUUUAAAAGUUUCAUUAAUGAGGGAUGAAUAUUGUUUUAAUUCAACUUCCACCUACAAUAUCGUUCAAAUCUUUAAUUAUACAUGUGAAACUAAAAAUUAAAUGAUAAUGUGAAAAGCUGCCGAACUAAUGAAAAUUUUCUAAAACGACUGCCUAGUAUAAAUUCAUAUGCCACUAACACACAUAUACGUACAUACAGUUUAAAAAAACUAAUCCAAAAUAAUAAACAAAAAAAUCAAACAAACAAAUACAUACAUUUUCUACGAAAUCUUGUGCUGGGCUGACAGAGAUGAGGUGAAGACUUGCAACCUAUACCAUCUUCGAUAUUUCGUCUGCAAAAUACAUUCAAGAGCAAAAAAGAAUAUUAUCAUACCAUACGCAAAUGGUCCCGAGAAAAGAGAUUUUCGCUCCUUAGCGCAAUUUUUCGUCUUCUGUCUCAGUAUACAAUCUUCAGAUCCUCCAACUUCAUGGCUUUCAUCAACUGUUUCAAUAUAUCCAGAUUCAUUAGAUAGUAGGAACGAAUCGACUUGCACUGCCUCAACUAAAAUUGAAUUCAUAAUUGGUUCACCAACACGUAAACGGCUCUUCAAACCUGCUUCUUGGUUUCAAUUCUUCGACAGUAUUGAUAUGCCUAGUUACAGCGGCAAACACCCCUCAAUGUUAAAUAAGGUAGAGUCUGAGGGUGAUUCACUGGAAUACGUUAGCAGAAUUGAAAAUGAUAAUUAAAACAUUUAAUUAAAUGAUAGUUACAGCCCCCUUUAUACAAAAUAUACGAUUUGGAGAAUCAUUCAACUGCUUUAUACAAAAAUUAUUUAUCUGUAUUGUAAAUAAAAAAAAUAUGAGUCUCUCCAUAUUAUCCUUAGGCUAAACACUUCCUUUAAAAUUUUUGUUUGCAAUCGUUUAUGGUUUAUUAAUUUGGAUACAAAAAUGUCUCUGAGUUUAAAUCCAAGCUUGGACAUUCUUAUUGCAAAUAAUUAGAAAAGUUUAUUUCAAAAUUUAGCAAGAAUAAACAACUAAGCAUUCCAAGUGCAAAGAUAGAACAUUAAUUUUGAAACAGUCGUUAUAUUGUGUCGAAAAUCAUAAAAUUGUAUGGCACAAGUGUAACGGCCAUAACAAUUUAUUUCUGAAAAACUAAAGAAUUAACAUUCCUAGAUAUGUCAUUAAUUAUCAAACUGGCGAACUCAUCGGUGCAAUUGGAUGUAGUUUUUCCAUACUUAAUUGUGAUACGAUUUGUAAAAUAUAUGUACUAUUAGUUCUACUAACACAGUUAUUCUAUACUUUUUUGGGAAAAUAAAUCGAAUAUUUAAAAUUUUCGUCAAAAA
This is a messenger RNA of Trichogramma pretiosum, 6210 nucleotides long. RefSeq lists its product as uncharacterized. Lineage: Eukaryota; Metazoa; Arthropoda; Insecta; Hymenoptera; Trichogrammatidae. Bases 1853 to 4375 code for a protein of 840 amino acids. The record is from RefSeq and is a predicted model, not a curated record. The transcript has 8 exons.